Molecule: messenger RNA, 1121 nt
Organism: Drosophila sulfurigaster albostrigata
Lineage: Eukaryota; Metazoa; Arthropoda; Insecta; Diptera; Drosophilidae
Product: phospholipid scramblase 3
Exons: 6
Coding region: 115-945 (276 amino acids)
Biological process (GO): plasma membrane phospholipid scrambling
Cellular component (GO): plasma membrane
Molecular function (GO): phospholipid scramblase activity
Source: RefSeq, a predicted model, not a curated record
CAUACAACGCUUGGCCACACAGUCAGUAUUGUCCGUUGCACCGUUGUUUUCGAGCGCGAGCGUUUUGAAGCUGCGUUCUAAAUACAAUCUAAAAUCUAAUUAAAUUUCAUUAAAAUGCUGCAAAACGAUGCAGUGCGUACUUUGCAGUACGAUAGCGAAAUCCGCGUGGCCCAAUCACCGAAUCCCACAGAACCUAGAGUUUACGACUCUCAGAUCAGCAUAACAUCACAGCCGCGUCCAACCACAACAGAGCCUGCUCGCAUUCCCUUGCCAAUCUCUACUGUGGCUGGCAGUCGCACAUUCAUUCCCUUGGCCGGCUACGAUUGUCUUGCCGAUCUGCCUUCAGUGCACAUCGAGCAAACAUUCGAGUUGAACGAUUCUCUCACUGCCGUCUCUUCGGAGAAUCGCUAUGUCGUGCGUUCGCCACUUGGCGAUGCCAUCUUUGCCGCCUCCGAGAGUUCCACCGAAGGUAAUCGCAUGAUUUGGGGCGCUGGUCGUCCUUUUCAAAUGCAUCUGCUGGACAAAACGCAUCAGGAGGCUUUGGUAUUCCGCAAGAAACUGGCAAUGGGUGCCUUCUGCUGUCAGCCUAAGAGUCUGGAGAUCUGGAUACCGCCGGGCAACGUGCUGGGACGUGUGGUGCAGUCACCCACAUUUACCCAGCCCGAGUUUUACAUCGAGGAUGGCGCCACCAAUCAACCCGUCUUCUGCAUCGAGGGGCCAUCCAAUUCGGGCUUUUGCUGCUUUUGCCUGCCCAAAGAGAGCUUCUUUAAGAUACAUUCGGGUGGUGAUCUUCGCGCUUCUAUUGAUCACAAAUGGUUGGCCAGCAAAUCCCAAUAUACCACCAAUAUUUACUUUAGCGAUGUGAAGUUAACAGCCAAGGAGCGAGCCUUGAUUCUUGGCGCCGCAUUUCUGCUGGAAUACAUGUACUUCCAAAAGCGCUUUUAAGAAUUGUCGAGCGUAUGUGAUGUCGCGAUAAUAUAUUUUAAACACAGAAAUACAUUUUUUAUAUACAAUAUAAGAAAAAGAAUAAAAAUGAAAAUCAGCAAGCGAUUUUGAAAUGCCUUGUACCGAUAUUUAUCCACAAAAAAAAUCUGUUUAUAUGUUGUUAAUAUACUUGUAAU